AUGAUUGUCUUAUUGUAUGUGGAUGAUAUGAUUAUUACUGGCAAUGAUGAAGGGGAGGUUGCAAAGCUUAGGGCUGAACUCUCUAUUCGGUUUGAAAUGAGAGAUUUGGGUGAACUAAAUCAUUUCCUUGGCUUGGAAGUAGAAAAGGUGAAUGAUGGCAUUUUUCUAUCUCAAAAGGGAUAUGCCAAAAAGCUUAUUGAAAGAUUUGGGAUUAAUUCAAGCAAGCUGUGCUCUACUCCUCUUGAUGCCAACAUAAAGAUUAGGCGUAAGGAAGGUAAGCUUCUUUCUGAUCCCCAUCAUUAUCGCGCUCUUGUUGGUAAUCUCAUCUACUUGACUAUUACAAGACCGGAUAUUGCCUUUUCCGUUGGGUUGGUUAGUCGCUAA
Molecule: messenger RNA, 384 nt
Organism: Telopea speciosissima
Lineage: Eukaryota; Viridiplantae; Streptophyta; Magnoliopsida; Proteales; Proteaceae
Exons: 1
Coding region: 1-384 (127 amino acids)
Source: RefSeq, a predicted model, not a curated record